GACCUGGACUGUAUUUAAAGGCCUUUCUCCUGGCCUCUUGGAGCUGACAUGAACAUCUUUACUAAAGUCUACGGACUAGCCCAACAAACCAGCAAGCUGGGGUCUGUGCUCCAACGUGCCUUCUACGGGUCCAGUGGGAGGGUGACCCUUUUCGAACAGCGUAAUUUUGCCGGCAGACGUCUGGACCUGAGUGCCGACUGCCAGAAACUAAGCGACAAGAACUUCCCAGAGAGAUGCAACUCUGUGCAGGUGGACAGUGGAGCAUGGGUGGGCUAUGAGCAUGAGAACUUCAGAGGGCGCCAGUACCUGUGGGACAUGUCAGAGAGGGGAGAGUACAACUGCUACGACAAGUGGUGUGCCCAGGUGGACCAUGUCUCCUCGGUGCGCUCAGUCAAACAGGACUCGUCUCCUGCGCGCGCCCAUCUGUUUGAGAGGGCUGGGUUCUCUGGUAAGAGGACAGAGCUACAGGAUGACAUCCCUAACAUGAUGACUCGCUACAGUCUGAACAGGGCCGCCUCUAUCCGUGUCCUGGGAGGAGUCUGGGUGGUGUACCAGGAGCCCAACUACAGAGGUCCUCACUAUGUCCUGGAGAAACGUGACUACAACAACGCCUCUGACUGGGGCUCCCAGAGCAGCACUGUGGGCUCCAUGCGCCGGGUCCAGUUCAAUAACUAACUAACUAACUCUGUAAGCCCCCUAACCUCGUACACCCCCCUGCCCUAACCCCCCGCCACCACCCCUCCCCUAACCAACAGGAGGACUCCACACCUGCACCCCUUGGACGUGACCACAUACUCUGUCAGCUUAACACACACACACACAUUAUGCAAAACUACCAGAAACCUAUUUUAAUAAUAAACAGUGAAAAGACAA
This is a messenger RNA of Coregonus clupeaformis (lake whitefish), 873 nucleotides long. Its product is annotated as gamma-crystallin B-like. The transcript is spliced from 6 exons. The record is from RefSeq and is a predicted model, not a curated record. Gene Ontology annotation, molecular function: structural constituent of eye lens. The coding region runs from base 49 to 675 and encodes 208 amino acids. NCBI's taxonomy places the organism in Eukaryota, Metazoa, Chordata, Actinopteri, Salmoniformes, Salmonidae. Gene Ontology annotation, biological process: lens development in camera-type eye; visual perception.